GAGAUUGAACGCUCACCUUUGAGAACUUCCAGGCUCACCGUGAUGUUUUACUUGCCAUCCAACUGAUGAAUGGAAAACACGACUGUAAGCUUAUAUUUGCACUAUUUUAUAUGGUGUGGUUCCUUUGAGCUUUGGAUCCGUAUCAUUCCUGAGACUCCGGCCUAGAAUGAGCUAGAAAAACGGAUGAAUGGAGUGGAUAAAACACAUACGUCGUGGUGGGCCCCAUAGAGCUUGGGCCACGUCGUGCCACACGCAAUCCGCUUCCCUCGCGCCCGCACAAAUAGAAAGCACAUCCCUGCAGGCGGAAAUUCGCGGGAAGCGCCCCUUUCAAACUCUCCACUCCGUCUUGACUCUUUCGACCUUUUGCCGCUUAAACGCGCUCGAUGAUUCCCAGCGGCGCAUGGUAGCGGUUCCCGAGCCCAAUCGCGACGAUGUAUGGAACGGACGGAGAGAGAAUGCAGGAACGGACGAUGCACCCCACCGAUAUCGAGAAGAUCUGGCCUAAUUAUUUCCCCCAAACGGAGUUCUCCUCAGAAGAUAACAGAAGGUUCAAGCUCAUAAGGGAACUCGCCCAUUUCUUAUCUACUCCGCCAGCAGCACAACUCCUCCUUUCUCAGGUAAAGGAUGAUGGUGGCCUUUGGUUUUUACCUGUUGACUUCCAGCAACUUCAAAAAAUAUGUGAAGUUGAGGAGUUCUAUGCUGCUCUAGAGGUAGCACCUAAGGAAGCCCUCUUAUGCAUGGGUGCUGCAGUUCACAUGGCUUUGUUGCCCAAGUGGAAGGACUGCCAGUUGGAGGAUGAGACGAGGAUAAACAUUCGGUUGCAUAAUCACCCUGAAUCAACCAUUGCUUUGAAGAACUUAAAAGCCUCCUAUAUCGGCAGGCUUGUUUCAGUUCGUGGUACUGUUGUCAAAGUUAGCACUGUCAGGCCUCUGGUGGUUCAAAUGAAUUUCGCAUGUGGGAAGUGUGGAGCUGUUAUUACACGUAUAUUUCCUGAUGGGAAAUAUUCACCACCAAUGGCUUGUGUUUUUCAUGGAUGCAAAAGUAGAACUUUUACCCCAAUUAGAUCUACUGCUCGGCCCAUAGAUUUUCAGAAAAUAAGACUUCAGGAACUGUUGAGAUUUGAGAAUCAUGAAGAAGGUCGAGUGCCUCGAACUGUAGAGUGUGAAUUGACGGAAGAUCUUGUGGAUGCAUGCAUCCCUGGUGAUGUGAUGACAGUUACUGGGAUUAUAAAAGUAAUUAACAAUUAUAUGGAUGUUGGAGGAGGGAAGUCAAAAAACAAGAAUCAAGGAUUAUACUACUUGUAUUUGGAAGCAAUUUCAAUUCAGAACUCAAAAUCCCAGUCUGUUCCUGAAGAUUUGCAAGUUGCUGGUUCUGAUAAUAGAGCUUCGGUGCUGUUUGAUUUGUACUCAUUUUCACCAAGGGAUUUGGAAUUUGUUGUCAAGUUUUCAGAGGAGCAUGGUUCAGAUAUCUUGCGCCAAAUACUUCAUUCUAUUUGCCCCUCCAUUUAUGGACAUGAACUCGUCAAAGCCGGGAUAACACUAGCAUUGUUUGGAGGAGUGCAAAAGUAUUCAAUGGAUCCAAACAAGGUCCCUGUACGGGGAGAUAUCCAUGUCAUCGUCGUUGGCGAUCCUGGGCUGGGUAAGAGCCAACUAUUGCAAGCAGCAGCAGCUGUUUCUCCUCGAGGCAUCUAUAUUUGUGGUAAUGCAUCAACAAAUGCCGGCCUCACGGUAGCUGUUGUGAAGGAUCCUAUGACAAAUGAUUAUGCUUUUGAGGCUGGUGCUAUGGUACUCGCAGACCGUGGAUUAUGCUGUAUUGAUGAGUUUGAUAAAAUGUCUGCAGAACAUCAGGCUUUACUAGAAGCCAUGGAACAACAGUGUGUCUCUGUUGCAAAGGCUGGGCUUGUAGCAAGUUUAUCAGCACGAACUUCUGUGUUGGCAGCUGCAAAUCCUGUUGGUGGUCAUUACAACCGUGCAAAGACUGUAAAUGAAAAUUUGAAAAUGAGUGGCGCUCUCCUGUCACGGUUUGAUUUGGUUUUCAUUUUACUGGAUAGACCAGAUGAACUGAUGGAUAAGCAAGUGUCUGAGCACAUUAUGGCACUUCAUGCAGGAUAUGGAGAGCAUUUUCCAGCUCAUAAAAAGCUAUGUAGAGCACGGCAGAAUGAUAGAGAAAUGGAGUUGAGUGUUAAAAAUGGUUCUUUAGCUUCAAGGCUUAAACUUGACCCAAAGAAAGAUAGAGACUUUGUUCCCUUGCCUGGUACACUCCUCCGCAAAUAUAUUGCCUAUGCCAGAAGUUUUGUUUUUCCCAGGAUGUCAAGAUCGGCAGCAGAGAUUUUGCAGAAGUUUUACUUACGGUUGAGAGACCACAAUACUUCAGCUGAUGGCACACCUAUAACGGCAAGGCAGCUGGAAAGUCUAGUUAGGCUUGCCGAAGCUCGUGCUCGAUUGGAGCUACGUGAAGAAAUAACUGCUCAAGAUGCUUUGGAUGUGGUUGAGAUCAUGAAAGAAUCCUUAUAUGAUAAGUAUGUUGAUGAGCAUGGGUUUGUUGAUUUUGCACGUAGCGGUGGAAUGAGCCAACAAAAGGAAGCAAAGCGGUUCUUAAGUGCUCUGCACAAGCAAUCAGAACUGCAGCAGAAAGAUUGCUUUUCAAUUUCUGAAAUAUACAGUUUGGCAGAUAGAAUCGGAUUGAGAGUGCCAGAUAUUGACAUGUUUGUGGAUAAUUUGAACAGCGUUGGUUAUCUGCUUAAGAAGGGGCCAAAGACAUACCAGGUGGUGUCUUCAUCCUACUCACGAAGUCAAUCAUCAAGGUCCAGAUGCUGAGAUUGUGUAGCAUUGGCACCAGGUUGAAUGGAAUCAGGCUCUAUCAUCUCUGUAUCAUAUGUAUAGAAAAAUUAUAUACAGUGGAGAAAAAUUCUGAAUCAUACCAAGUCCUCGAGGUAUACGUACAAGUUACACUAAAUUUUUUUUUUUUUUUUUGCUACUAAUGCAUAUGACGUAGCUAUUAUCAAAACCUCAGAAAAUUGAAAUGAAUUUUCAU
Messenger RNA from Magnolia sinica, 3033 nucleotides. Its product is annotated as probable DNA helicase MCM8. Gene Ontology annotation, cellular component: MCM complex; nucleus. Bases 432 to 2816 code for a protein of 794 amino acids. Lineage: Eukaryota; Viridiplantae; Streptophyta; Magnoliopsida; Magnoliales; Magnoliaceae. Gene Ontology annotation, molecular function: ATP binding; single-stranded DNA helicase activity; single-stranded DNA binding. The transcript has 18 exons. The record is from RefSeq and is a predicted model, not a curated record.